Molecule: messenger RNA, 6365 nt
Organism: Notolabrus celidotus (New Zealand spotty)
Lineage: Eukaryota; Metazoa; Chordata; Actinopteri; Labriformes; Labridae
Gene: tbc1d14
Product: TBC1 domain family, member 14
Exons: 14
Coding region: 491-2647 (718 amino acids)
Source: RefSeq, a predicted model, not a curated record
UGAAUCCAUCCAUCGACGGUGAGCAGUCUUGACUCGAUUACUCAGCACUCAACACAACUUUGUUUUAAAAUGGCGGCGGAAGUGUACAGAGACAGGUAUGAAAUAUAAACGAUGCCGGAUAAACUUAUAAGAUGUGUUAAUGUGUGUAACUCUCUCUGUGUGAGGAGAGUGUAGAGAGGCUGUGAGAGCAGGAUAUGUCUCUCCCUCCUCGGCUGAUUCUGUCGCACUUCAGGAAGCGGUGAGUGAACGUCAGCAGCGAGUCCACUUUGCGAGUUAGUCCGGUUCUACGUCCUUUUAUUUAUUCCCCAUCCUGUCAAAGCGGAAUAUAUGUGCUUCAAUCCCGACUCAUGACACCACGCUGGGGCUGUGUGUGUGCAUGAGACUGCGGUGAGAAGGUGAUGGUGGUCCAGGACUAACUCAGCAUCAUCAUGGACCGCCCCGGGCAGCGGCGGCUACCUGCCACCCACCUGUAGCAUCAACCGGCGGCAGCAUGGCGAACACGACCCACGGUGCCCAGGACCGGAGAGAAAGCCACUGUGGCGUGUCUGGAGGAGCCAUAGUGGAAAAUGGCUGCGCUGUGAACAAUCCGUCUCCCUCUGACCUCCACGCUCAAACCAACAACCACUGCCAUGUUCCCAGCAUGCUCAGCGAGUCCAUCCUCCCCACUUACACGCCAACCUGCUCCUCCACACCCAUCUACUACAGCAGCCCCCAGAAGAGCUGCUCAGACCUGAACCAGGACUGCCACAGUUUGUCCUCACAGGACUCAGGGAUCCCGACGCUAGAGAUCAACCCCCCAGAGCCGAUCAUCCACAACCACCAGCGCGCGGGCAACAGAGGCCUCAUCCUGGACUCCUCUGAUGAUUCACCUGCAACCCUGCCUUUGGAUAACCAUCCAUCUGACAGCAACACCAUCCUCCGUAAGUCCUCUACCUUCCCUCGCAGUGGGUACGACUCCAUCCGCCUCUUCAGCCCCGCCCUCAGGUUAUCCACCACCACGGGGGGCGGAGCCUUGAACCGCAGCGAUGACAUCUCUGUGUGCAGCGUGUCGAGCAUGAGCACCGAACUAUCCGUCUCCAAUGAAGACAUCUUGGAUUUCACUGUCACCUCAGACUCCAGCGCCAUUGUUACCUUAGAGACUGAUGUCAGCAACUCAGCUCACUUCUCAGAUGUGACCCUGUCAUCGUCACCGGGGAACUCCAGAGACCUUUGGAGUCCAGGGUCAGGGGUCAGUGAACAGGAGGAGGAUGGGAGGCAGAAGAAACUGGGACCUCUAGCAAGUUUAUUCAACAGGAGUCUGUUCGCCAGGAGGGUGAAGGACAGUCGUCCGGUGGAGCCGAGAGAUCCAGGCUGGAAGCUGUUUGGAAAAGUCCCGCCACGAGAAACACAGACCAAGGACCCCAAGAGAAUACAAAAGGAAUAUGAAACAAAGAGUGGCAGAGCUGGACCCGGCAACCCGACUUCUCCCAGGAAGAGUGUGAGGAAGAACCUGGACUUUGAGCCGCUCUCCACCACCGCGCUUAUACUGGAGGACAGACCUGCUAAUCUGCCCGCGAAGCCAGCCGAGGAGGCGCAGAAACACAGACAGCAGUAUGAAGAGAUGGUGGCCCAGGCCAAGAAGAGAGAGUUGAAGGAGGCUCAGAAGAGGAAGAAGCAGCUGGAGGAUCGCUGUAAACUCGAGGAAAGCAUCGGCACGGCCGCACAGACCUGGACCGUGGAGAUCUUACCCAACUGGAGCACAGUGUGUACGACACGACGGGUCAGAGACCUCUGGUGGCAGGGCAUCCCGCCCAGCGUCAGAGGGAAAGUCUGGAGCCUGGCCGUGGGCAACGACCUCAACAUAACACAUGAGCUGUAUCACAUCUGUCUGUCUCGGGCUAAAGAGAAGUGGAAGUCCAUGCCAGCACUGCCCUCUGAGCCGGAAACUGAAGAUGCUGGUUCGUCAGAUCGAGAGUCGAGUCUGGAGCUGAUAAAGCUGGACAUCUCCAGAACUUUCCCACACCUGUGUAUCUUCCAGCAGGGCGGACCGUAUCACGAUGUGCUGCACAGCAUCCUGGGAGCGUACACGUGUUACCGACCAGACGUUGGCUACGUGCAGGGAAUGUCAUUCAUCGCAGCCGUGCUGAUCCUGAAUCUGGACACAGCCGACGCCUUCAUAGCUUUCGCCAACCUGCUCAACAAGCCGUGUCAGAUGGCCUUCUUCAGAGUCGACCACAGCCUUAUGUUGACGUACUUCUCCGCAUUUGAAGUGUUCUUUGAAGAAAAUCUACCAAAGCUCUUUGCACAUUUCAAGAAGAACAGCUUGACCCCUGAUAUUUAUUUAAUCGACUGGAUCUUCACUCUGUACAGUAAGUCUCUGCCGUUGGACCUGGCGUGCCGGGUGUGGGACGUGUUCUGCAGAGACGGGGAGGAGUUCCUGUUCCGUACAGCGCUCGGUCUGCUGCGUCUCUACCAGGACGUCCUCACCUGCAUGGACUUCAUCCACAUGGCUCAGUUCCUCACGCGCCUACCCGACCUCCUCCCCGCCGAGCAGCUCUUCCAGCACAUCGCCGCCGUCCACAUGAACAGCCGGAACAGGAAGUGGGGGCAGGUCCUGCAGGCGCUCCAGAAGGAGACUGAGCGGUGCAGCCCGGUGCUGAAGCGCUAAGGAACCAUCACAGACUCACAGACUCAGACGAACCUGAGAGAGCCUGAGAGCGUCUCUGGAUCCAGAACCCUGACCGGAGGAGGUCUGUCAGUGCCGGAGGAGGGGGUGAGAACUGGAACACGAGGCCUUAUUUAUCUCCCGUCGCCCCCCCCUCUGGUCAGACACCCAGCAGAGGACCUGAACGUGUAGCUGGAGGAGGAUGAAGAAUGUAACGCACUCCUACACACAUGGACCACAACGUCUUCCCCCUUGUUUGACUCUUCUGCCUACAUCACACCUCCUGAGUCCACUUCCUCUCACCUCUCUUUGAAUCUGGCUUUUUUAACACCAAGAAAAACUACAUGAGUCCAGAUCUCUAGAAGCCUGAAACUACACGAGUUCUGAUGUUGAAGUGGACCCUCAGUCUGUCUUUCUCUCUCUGUUAUUUUGUUUCUGCACUUUCUUUCCAUCCUCUCCUCCUCAUUUAAACCUCAGUGUGAUUCUCAGUCACUCCAGAUGUUUCCUGACCCCUCCUGUGAAGUCGUCUCUGUCGUGAUGCGAGUUAAAGAUGCACACGUUUGGUGUCUCUGAGAGCACCGCCCUGUUACAUGUCAUUAAAGCCUCUAAAGAGGACCUGAGCUGCCUGUCAGACGAGUUCUGCAGAAUAUUUAUGUCCAUGAAACUGGAGUGAGUGAUCACGUGUUGCUGCUGACGUGGACGCCCGCUUCCUGUCGUGUGUUUGAGCUUGAUCCCGCUGAUUGGUGUGAGCGUGACGUCGUUAAACUUUGUGUUUAUUUAAUAUUUAUAUGUAGAAAUGAAGGCUGCAGCGUUGUUCCUUUUCUCACCUGUGGACCUGAAGGAUUACAAGUGUCCACUAGAGGGCGUCUCAGGAAAGUGAGCCCACUGUGUCGGACAUGUGGAACUCGUUUUGGUGGGUUAGCGCCUCCUGAUUGUCGUGCACUUUUGUAUGUAGAGAGAAGAACCACUGGAUGAGUUUGACACUGAUGAAACGUUAAAAACACGUUAUUUUAAAACUAAUUCUGCUUCAAAGAGGUGUUUUCUCUGAUAUCCGAUCUCCUCAUAAUAAUCUGAAGCUUGGACGAAGGCGCCAUGACGUAACCCGCUGGAUUGUGGAUGAUCAUUUAGAGCCUGAAGUUUAUUUGCAAUUCUCUUUCGGAGGCAGAAGUGAGCGUCUGCAGCGGCUCGGUCAUCACAGUGCAUCUGUAUUCGAUGGUUCCUGUGAUUUUAACUCCCUCCUUUAUUGUGCUUUUAUACCUUUAACAGGACCAUCAUUCACAGAGGUUACUUCCUGCUGCGUUAAGGACAACAAAGAUGGAGAGUUGGUUGUUUUUUUGAUGUGUGGUUAUAAAUCGGUCAGUUCAGAAACCGGCUGAAGAACCAGGAUGGAAGUCAGACAAUCAUCCUCUGCAGACGUGGUCAGAUCUACCUUAGCUUGUUCUAACAAACUCAAACACUAACAUCGGAGUGAGAGUUCGCUCUGUUUAGACAUUCAGAGCUUCACUUUGACGCCUGAAAGUUUAUUUUUGAGUUCCUCCAGGACCAGCUGUCCAUCUCUAACCUACCUUCCGGAGCACGACUGGUACUUUAUACUAGUUCCUCAUGAAACCAUGCUUACAAAUAACAAAGUGUCCCUUUUAAAACCUGCAGCGAGGAUCACACAUCUGCACAGGAAUGUUCUAAAACACGUCCGCAAGACUCCGCUCUUCAAACAGAGAGGCUUUGUCUACAGAAGACGAUCAAAACCUCUAAAUCAGGUAACAACAUUAUUUGUAAUGCACCUUUAAAACCAGAGUUAGUGUGCCAGGCUGGCAGACAAAAGACGGUUACAUUUAAGAUAAGAAAUAGAUCUGUAAACUUAGCACCAGUUGAGAGACUCUGAAAUGAAAAUGUCUGCACACUCAUUUUUAAAGAGUUAUGAUGCAGAUGUCAAAACCUCGUAGAGAAGCAGCCAGACCACAAACAUCCACUGCACCUCUCCCCACGUCUCACCUCCGGGUGUGAAACCUCGGACUAACGUGAGGCCCGUUAGACUGUUUGGUAAGUCACAUCAUGUUGAAACAUAAUCAUGAUGGUCAUGACUUCCCUUCAUGUAAGGUCUCACUUUAGAGGAUUUGGAGUUACGCAUCACGCCUCUGAGUUAAAGUCGUGUUUGUUGUCGUCGUUUGUGCGGCUGCCUCUCUCUGAGGUCGCGCGGUGGUUUAAGUGUCGCUCCACCCUGACCAUUCGAGGGCUUCACACUUGCAUCAUUGUGACGUGUCAUCACCAGCAGCUGUGUGAGUCUGGUGUUUUUAAACUUUGGCUCUGUUCGCAACAUAUUUCAGGUUUUAAAUGAAGCUCAAGAUGAAAAGCAGAUACAAAGAGUCAAAGUGUGACCACUAAAAGUUAAUUUAUGAACACUUAUGGGCUCAGUUUCUUCUUCUGGAGUGUCUUACAACAUUACUCAGAGUCUCUGUGAGUGAAGGAGGAGGAAGAUGAAGCAGUUUCUCCUCAGAGCAUGGAAGUUGCCGGUCUGGGUGAUGAGAUAUGUUUCUCGUAGAUUAUUCAAAAGCUGAAGAGAGACGUGAGGAGUAGAGGGUGGGGAGUGGAACUGGUGACCACUUAAACUGGGGCCUUCAAUCCCAUCCUUACAAAAGUCUUUCAUUGACAGACUCUAACUUUCGUGUGCGUACAGUCGUCGCAGGCUGUUCUGUCUUUGUCGUCUGAAGCAGCAAAGUUAAAGCUGUUUGUACCUUUAAAUCAUUCAGACCCUGAAGUGUAAGAAAAAGACAGUACCAGGUUUAAAAACACUUGAUUUCAAGGCCGGACCACAACGUUGAAAUUCGACGAGAGGGUGAUCUCACAGCUUCGAAGAACUACGAGUUUGUUUGAUAUAUUUCUGCCCUCUUGCACAGACGUGUGGGGUUCGACUCUCUCUGUUUAUGUGUCAUGAUUUGUUCAGCGGGUUUCUUGUUUGAGCUUCUGAAGCUGCUUCGUCUGCGUGUCUUGCUGCUGAUUCUGUGUGAUGGUGUUGACUUCCUUGUGUGCGCUUCGAUACGAGCGUCUCUCUUGUCCCCUCUGAAACUGAACCCGCUCUGGGUUUUAAAAACAGGAAGCGCCUGUCUUUAUUAAACCAUCGCCACAGCCGUGUGUGUUUCAGCGUCUGCAGCAGAUCUGCAGACUUUCUGACCCCCCCUCUUCUUGAUGCACUCCUUCCUCCCCCCUCCCCCCUCCCCCGCUCCUCUUUGUGUGGUGACACACCGCAAGACUGCAAUAAAGCUUUUUGCACAUUCAUGUUGGCCUUUGAGUUGUGCCUCGCAUCAUCACUUCAUGUCAUCGCUCGCAGGUUCAAACGGGUCGUCACUUUUCUUUAAUUCCUUUUGUGUUGAAGUACUCAGCUGAAACACGAGCUGUGUUUUAUGUGUCAGAUUUUAGUAAGUUGUUGUAUUAGAAGCAGGCCUGUGUUUGAAUUGACACUACAAAAGCUCACACUGGAAACACUGUACGGCCCACAAACUACGUUCAAUCACACUGAAUUUCAAAAUAAAAUGUACUUUGUUUCUGAUUUUCCUGGAUACGUGUAGUCUCUUGUUUGCUUUGCAUCGUCUCCCCUGAAGAGACCCGUGUACUGUCGAGGACUGAUAGACACACAUGGAGACAGCAGAGGGUUAUCAUGCAGCUGUAUCUCACUUGAAAUGUACAUAGAAGUGGUUUUAUUAAAAUAAAGAGCUGUACAUAUGAA